CACCGACGCUCUUAUGAUGGAAUCCAAUUAGCAUACAACUUGAACUGCUUCAAAGUCUUAAAAUAGGUUCCAUAUUUCGAUUCAUCACACCCACAAAUCAGCCGAUCAAAUUGUGGGAAAAAAGUGAUCUAUCCUACUGUCUGUACCAGAUGGCGCCAAGCGCUGGGAAAAGCCCUCCGGGUGGAACACAGAUCGGUCCACCGGAUACGAACGACGCAUCAAUGGGAUGGAAUGCAAAUGUCAAGCAGGAAAAUCAGCGGCCACCAGUGUUUAACCCAGAGGACUAUGUAAUUUCGCUGAAGAAGUAUGGUCGCCGAGGUUCGAAUGGGAACUUCAAAUCCAUCUACGACACCUCCACCAACGAAGAUGCUACAAACAAGCAGGACAAAGCGAACGAUAAUGUCCGAUCGCAAACUUUGCCGCAUAAAAAUUCGGACUACCGUUCUCCGAUACCAGCACCACCAGAAAUGGAUGCUGAAAUGUCGCUCCGUCAAUUUGGUUCCGUGACAGACCUGCUCACCAAAUUGCGGGCUGAUCUUCGGGCAUCGUUUCCAAGCUUUGUGCAGGAGUUUGUUUCGAGCCCGUUGGAUGGGGUCAGCUUGCUGUUGGAGGUGUUACGAGCAGUCCAACUCAGCCAGAGUGCUCCCAUGAACGGAACCACCACCAUGCCACCUGGGGGUAUUGCAAGGAACAACCAAUCCUAUCAACGACGUGCUCUUCUGGAUGAGCUGGCGUGCUUACAAUGUUUAAGCAUUUGCUGCACGAGAAGUCCAGAGGCUGGCACACGGCUGGGCACCACGCCGAUAGGAUUGCUUCCGUUGGCCGCAGCAGCUACCGGCACGGGAAUACGAUCACGCAUAGUAGCCCUGCAGCUGCUCACAAUAGCCUGCGACAAAUCUGCGUUAGGUGAUGGGACACAGCGCAGUCAAUUGCAUGGCCACACGGCCGUUUCCGAGGCACUGUCGACACUUCGUUUGCGUUGUGCCGAACCCGUUCGAUUCAGACUGCUCGUUGGAAUGCUCAACAGUGGCGGUGGUUCUGGCGAGCUGCAAGCGAUCGGGAUGCGGUUCAUCAAUACCUUUCUCGAGAGCUCGGAAAACGUUCAAACACGAUUGUACCUGCAGGCAGAACUAUUUCAGGCGGGACUGGAUCCUUCGCAAAUGUGUAAAACCAUAUCGUCGACCUCGCCAUGGCUGGAGCGGCUGCGUUUGGAGGUGAAACGCUGGGAUGCCAUACGAAUCGAUAUAGAGCAGCUGCAGCUGCAGGCCCGUUCGGCCGAGCAGGUACGCAGCCGCUUAGUCAUCCUGGAGCGUCGAGUACAAAUUCUGCACGAGGAAAAAACCGUCCUGACUACGAUGGAGCGAAGGUUGCAGGAACGUUGUGCGGAACUGCAACGAGAAGUGUUACGCCUGAAAGGUACCGGAAGCAAUAGCAGCAGUGGUUCGAAAGCUCACGAAAGCUCCAACACUUCGAGCCUGGAGAAAAGACCGGUGGCGUUGCCGCGCCAGGUGCCGCCACAGACAAAACGAAACAACACUUCGGAGAACGAUGAUGAAGGUAUCAGCAGCUCGGAGACAGGACAGUCAUCGACUCCGGAACCGCCGCGUCUGUAUCCAGCCAAGAACGGUGGUUCGAGUGCCGGGUCGCACAAGUUUAGCAUAUCGCUAACGCAAGAAAGCACCGUCCCAAUGCACGAGCUAAAUGGAAGUGGCGAAGAUGACACCAACGCAACGAUCGAGGAUGUGAUCGAGGAGCUGCAAAAUAUUGUCAACGAUGCGGAACGCGAAAUCUCAGACCAGAACGAAAUACUCUUUCAACAGACGGAUGGUAUUCCCGAGCAGGCGUUAUACAGUUUGGAAAUUUCAAACGAACACGAAAUUGUGCCGGUCAACCUGUUGCCACAACCGCCGCGUAAAUCACGAUCGCUGGCCCAUUUGAUCUCGAACCCAUCGGAUGGGGAAGGAUCCGGGUACGAUUUGAUGAUGGUCAACAACGAAACAAAGGUAGACUUUUUCGACGACGAGGAGGACACGGGUGUUGAUAAAACGAAAAAUUCCUUUUGCGAUGAAACUGGUACGAGCAGGUACUUCGAUAUAGCAGCUACAGCCGCAUCAAUGGAUGCGAUUCCCCAGGAGACGCACGCCCCAGUGGUUCCGGGUCCGGAUGUAAUCCACUCAACAACGGAAGCUGUUACACCGUCAGUUCCAGCGCUGCAUCACUCGCGCAGUCGGCAUCCUGCUACGAAAGAUUCGAACCGAGCCAUACUGAACGUCAUAAUGGAUGCGCGUGAUAAAGAGUCGCGUCUGUUGAGAGCCCAGUCACUGGAGCGCGAACAGCACAUCUCCCAAGCUGCGACUCCACAGCAGUUUAAUGGUGUGUUUUUUAUGACCGAUAUGAACAGUGCUGGCAAGUAUCCUAAACCUGACAUCACGGCUGCCCUGGAGGCAAAGAAGGUAACCAAGAAUUUGGAUCGAAUGGGCGCGUAUGGUGUGGACUCGAUGAUCGAUAUCGUCAUGACGAACGAACAGCGACUAAAUAAAGCGAAUGCCUACGCAAAAUCACGCAUGACUGCAGCCGCAGGACCGCCAAACCCAGCCAACGGAGCUAUCCCAACAAACAAAAACUGAUCACAUUGCACGAUGGCUAACUUAAGACAGCUGGUACCGGAACUGGCUGAAAAGGCUCGCCGUGAGCUGAAUGAAGUUCCCAACCGUAUUCCCGAGGACCUGGCAGCACUGAAAGCGUGGUUACUUAAGCAGCCCCAUCUGAACCCUCGAAUGGACGAUCAGUUUUUGGUGAACUUUCUGCGCGGCUGCAAGUACAGUUUGGAAAAGACGAAAGAAAAGCUGGACAAUUAUUAUACGGUAAAGACAGCCAUUCCAGAAUUUUUCGAGAAUCGCGAUCCAGCCAACGAAAUGCUGCAGAGCUAUAUGUCUUUCGGAGUUAAUCUACCGCUUCCUCACACGUUCGAGGUGGACGGUCCUCGAUUCAUGCUGGUACGCAUGGGUGCGUACGACGCUAGCAAGUACUCGAUCGUGGAUGUCAUGAAGGUGUGCUACAUGAUCACCGAUCUGUUGCUGGUGGACGACGACUCGUCCAUUAUUGCUGGCCACAUGGUGCUGGUCGAUUUGCGGGGCCUCACAUUCGCGUGCCUAUCACAAUUCAACCCCACAUUCAUCAAGAAAAUGACUUCCGUCAUUGAAGCCUUCCCGAUACGCACCAAAGGCAUACACUUCAUCAACCCAUCGUCCGGGUUCGACGCUCUCUUCAAACUGUUUCAUGGCUUUCUAAGCAAAAAGAUUCAAGAGCGCAUCCAGGUGCACGAAUCAUUCGAAGCACUCCACAAGGUGGUGCCAAAGAAAUAUUUGCCAGAGGAGUACGGGGGUAGCGGUGGACGGCUAAAUGACAUCAUUGAGGAUUGGCGUAAGACGUUAGUUGCCCACGGUAGCUUCUUUGCCGACGAUGCCAAAUAUCGAAACGACGAGCGAAAACGGCCGGGUAAACCGAAAAAUGCCAGCACACUGUUUGGCGUGGAAGGAUCGUUCCGAACGCUGGAGUUUGACUAA
Molecule: messenger RNA, 3566 nt
Organism: Anopheles maculipalpis
Lineage: Eukaryota; Metazoa; Arthropoda; Insecta; Diptera; Culicidae
Exons: 9
Biological process (GO): cortical actin cytoskeleton organization; regulation of cell shape; cell migration
Cellular component (GO): cytosol
Molecular function (GO): small GTPase binding; actin filament binding
Source: RefSeq, a predicted model, not a curated record